AUGUUGCCGCGCUGGCCAUGGUGCACCUCGCUACACUAUCUGUUCUUUUGUGCCAGUUUCGCGCUCGUUCCAGUUCUUAGUGGGAGGUAUGCGGUCGAGGAUGUUUGUUCAUUGAUUCAGUUGCACGUUGAGGGCAACGAUCAUGUUGGGUUCGAUGUGGUAGAGCCGAGGCCGUGGAGCGUGGCCCGAAAGUUGGCCACUCGCACUGUCGCCAAGCUCACGGUGCAGGAGCGCAAUGGCCUUUUGCGCGGCUUGGAUUUGCCGCGCGACUACGCGGGCAACUACAUCGGUAGUACAGCUGCUGUGCCCCGGCUCGGAGUGCCCGCGUUGAAGAUGCAGGACAGCGCCCUCGGCUUCCGCACCACGGCCAACGACACGCACAACACCACGACGUGCUUUCCGUCGAUGUUGGCCCUCGCUGCAACCUGGGACGAGGAGACCGUGGGCCAGACUGCUAGGAUGAUCGCUGAGGAGUUCCGCGGCAAAGGAGCUAACGUGAUCUUGGGCCCGGAAGUGAAUGUGGUCAGGACCGCCUAUGGCGGGCGCAAUUUCGAGUCGCUCUCUGGCGAGGACCCGCACCUGGGCGCUCGCCUGACCAGGGCAUACGUGACGGGAGCCCAGGGCGCAGGCGUGAUCACGGUGGCGAAGCACUGGGCCUUCAACGAGCAGGAGACGAACCGCAGGAACGAGAGCUCGCAGGUGGACAGCAAGACCGCGUGGGAGCUCUACUACCCGCCCUUCGAGGCCGCCGUCGAGGCGGGCGCCGGCGGCUUCAUGUGCUCGUACAACAAGGUGAACGACACGUACGCCUGCGAGAACCCCGAGCUGCUGCACCGGGAUCUCCGAGGCAUGAUGGGCUUCUCGGGCUUCGUGGUGUCAGACUGGGGCGCCACUCACAGCACCGCUGUCACGGCGGGCCUGGACAUUGUGAUGCCAGUCGGCGGAGAAAUGGGAUACUACAACGACACGCAGCUGAGGGAGUCGCCCGCCUCCGAUGUGGACCGAGCGGCUGCCAACGUGCUGACUGCAAUCUACCGCCUCCGCCUGGACGCACACGCGAACGACGCGCUUGGAUGCGAGCCUCCAGCUUGCGAGGCGCCCAUGCGGUCUGACCAGAUGAGCGCCCAGCACACCGCGCAGAGCCUUCGUGCCGCGACGCAGUCGAUCACGCUGUUGAAAAACGAAAACGAGACGUUGCCUCUGGAUCCCCGUCGCGUGAAGACGCUGGCUAUCUUCGGACUGGUGGCUGCCUCCGUGCAGCCGAAAUUUUACUCUGGGCAUGGCUCCGGCCACAUAAACCCGAAGGCGCCCGUAACGCCACUUCAAGCGAUCCAGGCUCGUGCGGAGGCUGCGGGUAUCCAGGUGAUAUCGCGGACCAGCCAGGAGCCGCUUGCGGAGGUGCUUGAGGCAGCCUCGCGGGCAGACGUGGUGCUGGUAGUCGGUGGAGCCUCAUCUCGAGAGGGGUAUGACCGAGACAACCUUCGGCUCAACGGCGACGCCGACGCCAUCGUUACCGCUUGUGCCUCGCGGAGGCCGACCGUGGUGCUCAUGCAGACUCCGGGUCCAGUCCUGACGCCUUGGCGGAACCAGGCCGCCGCGAUCGCGAACCUCUUCCUCGCGGGGGAGCAGACGGGCAGGGCGUGGGCGCAGGUCCUCUUCGGGGACGCCGAGCCCGAGGGCCGGCUGCCAGUGAUGUUUCCAGCGGGGAAGAUGGACUCCAUCUCUCCCUCCGACAAGCUCCGCAUAUCCUACCGCGAGCAGCUGCGGACCUCCUACCGAUCGCCGCGGUACCACGCGGCGUUCCCCUUCGGGCACGGCCUGUCGUACACGCGCUUCGACUACAGCCCACUGCGCCGGUGCAGCACCGCACCCUCCGGCGGCGCUCGGCGCGCGGACGAGCGCGCCUGCCUCACGCUGCGCGUGGCGAACUCGGGCCGCCGCCCUGGCCGCGAGGUCGUGCAGGCGUACGUGGAGUUCGGCGGCGCGGGCGCGGCGGGCGAGCCCGAGCGCGUGCUGCGGGGCUUCCGCAAGACCGGGGUGCUGCAGCCGGGGGGGGGCGAGGACGUGACGCUAUCUCAGGGUGCAACUCCUGGGAGGUCAACUGCAGUCAACCCGCGUGGCAAGGAUGGGCAACCGUCCCAAGGGUACCCUUGCAUCCUUGUCCCUUCG
Prorocentrum cordatum is the source of this 2169-nucleotide messenger RNA. NCBI's taxonomy places the organism in Eukaryota, Dinophyceae, Prorocentrales, Prorocentraceae. The record is from the annotation of a GenBank genome assembly.